Molecule: messenger RNA, 447 nt
Organism: Neurospora tetrasperma FGSC 2508
Lineage: Eukaryota; Fungi; Ascomycota; Sordariomycetes; Sordariales; Sordariaceae
Exons: 2
Coding region: 1-447 (148 amino acids)
Source: RefSeq, a predicted model, not a curated record
AUGCGCUUCUCCUUCCUAUACUUCGUACUGGCUGUUCCUGCCAUGGGCAUACUCGUUCCGCCGAACCACGAGAAUCUUUCUCCCGACAUUACAGAGAACCAGGGGGGCAACACGUCCGAUGGCAAGACAACCUGCCCAAGGGGAACGAACACCUAUUGCUGCGAUAGUCUUGAUUACUCCGGCUUCCAAGUCGAAUGUAUUGGUAGGAACGAGCUCAUCUUUCAGUCUCGAACAGAGACCUCUGAACUGACGAUAAUCGAUUUUCCAGGGCCAGGGAAGGUCGAUUAUCUCGAGGAAUGUUUAGACUAUGAAUCUCGGCCGAUGUGUUGUUGCGUGUAUGAGCUGAUACCCGACAUGCCGCAGAUCCCAAGGGAGAUCAGCUGCGAUGCGGACUGCCAUGCGCUGAAGGAGCCGAAGGCCAACGACAAGGUCACUGGGGACUUGUAA